Knipowitschia caucasica is the source of this 1440-nucleotide messenger RNA. Lineage: Eukaryota; Metazoa; Chordata; Actinopteri; Gobiiformes; Gobiidae. The record is from the annotation of a GenBank genome assembly.
AUGGAGCCAGUGGUCAAUACUCAUUCAGACGCAACUAAAGAAGAUAUUCGUCAGAGGGUUUGGCACUACAUCGAAGAAAACAAUCUGGCAAAUUUUCCAAGACCCGUUUACAACAGAAUCCCAAAUUUCAAGGCUGCCGUUCAGGCCUGCAAUAAGCUCACAGAACUGCAGGAGUUCAAGUCCAGCCAAACGAUCAAAGGUGCCUCCACGGCCUGUGCUAAAGUAUCUGAACUACAAGAGUUCACAAAUGCAGAAGAGGUAAAGGUGGACCCUGACAAGCCUCUGGAGGAGGCCCGUCUGCUCAUAUUGCAGGCACAGAAAACAUUAUUGGUUCCUACUCCUCGCCUGCGGUCAGGCCUAUUUAACAGGAUCAUCCCUCCUCCACAAGCCACAAAAAAAGUACUUCAUAUAUGCGCUAGUUCACAGGGUGUGAAGGACUUCAGUGUGCCGGUGGGACUGGACGAUAAAGUCAAGGUCGACCUGGUGGUGGUUGGCUCUGUUGCGGUGUCUGAACAAGGUCUUCGCAUUGGAAAAGGAGAGGGAUUUGCUGACAUGGAGUAUGGCAUGAUGGCCUCGAUGGGGGCAGUUACUGAGUCUACUGUGGUGGUUACAAUUGUGCAUGACUGCCAGGUGGUGGAAAUUCCAGAGAGCCUCAUUGAGAACCAUGAUUUGACUGUGGACUACAUCCUUACACCCACCAGAGUUAUCAAAACUAACUGUCAGCGCCCAAAACCACAAGGGAUCAUCUGGUCCAAGCUGGACACUGACAAGUUGGAGAAGAUACCCAUUUUAAAGACCCUGCGUGGUCUUGAGGAAGAGAUGGGGAAGGACGUUACUCUGGGGAUGGUCCCCACUAAAGCUGAGGCCAGUGGGGCCAAAUAUCCAGCCACAAGGAGGCCAAGAAAGAACACCCUUAAAAAUGUGGAGGAGGAAUCCAAACAUGAGCCGGGGGAACCGUCUCAGCAGAGCAGACCACGAAGACCCAGAGUGAGAAAAGAAAAGGCAGAUGGCUCAGGAGAUAAUCAGGAAGAGUGCCCAAUAACUGCUGUUGGUCCACGGAGGCAAAAGGUUUCAGAAGAGUGGUCUCGCUCAAAGAUCCCAGACACGGCAACCAGUCUGUAUGUUGGAGGCAUCCCGCCCGAGCUGCGUGUGAGUGAGUUGAAGACGAUGCUCAGAGAGAAGGCUGCUGUCCCACUCAGGCUCACCUGGCAGGGAGCUCUGCACAGGGCCUUCCUGGACUACACUGACCCCCAGGCGGCUGACCAGGCCCUCUCAGCCCUGCAGGACCUCACUGUGAACGGCUGUGAGCUGCAGGUGGAGCUGGCCAAGAGCCAACGAAAAACCUGGAGACCACCCCGCCAGAACAAACCAGCUCAACAGGAAGCUGAAGCUCCCAAUGCUGAAGAACAAAAUCCCAGCUUGGACAUUAAUAAUGAAUGA